Gopherus flavomarginatus (Mexican gopher tortoise) is the source of this 8037-nucleotide messenger RNA. It is a transcript of the gene GABPB2, whose product is annotated as GA binding protein transcription factor subunit beta 2. Lineage: Eukaryota; Metazoa; Chordata; Testudines; Testudinidae. Gene Ontology annotation, molecular function: protein binding; transcription cis-regulatory region binding. Gene Ontology annotation, cellular component: nucleus. Bases 163 to 1512 code for a protein of 449 amino acids. The record is from RefSeq and is a predicted model, not a curated record. Gene Ontology annotation, biological process: positive regulation of transcription by RNA polymerase II. The transcript is spliced from 9 exons.
UUGUCUCCCUCCCUCCCGAGUAGAGGGGGGGCAGUUAAAAGCAGGGAACCUCGGUAACCUCUCCCCCCCCCCCCCCGGCCCGUGGGUCGCCCACGCUGGCGCCGCCGGGGGCUGCCUCCGCCUCGCAGGGCUUUCUGAAAAUAUUUGUUCCCAUGUAUAAAGAUGUCGUUAGUGGACCUCGGAAAGAGGUUGCUAGAAGCAGCUCGCAAAGGGCAAGAUGAUGAAGUUAGAACGCUAAUGGCAAAUGGUGCUCCUUUCACCACUGACUGGCUCGGGACAUCACCUCUUCAUCUUGCAGCCCAGUAUGGCCAUUAUUCAACAGCAGAAGUGCUGCUUCGAGCAGGUGUUAGCAGAGAUGCUCGAACCAAAGUGGACAGGACACCAUUGCAUAUGGCUGCAGCUGAUGGACAUACACAUAUUGUAGAACUUCUAAUUAGGAAUGGUGCUGAUGUAAAUGCCAAGGACAUGUUGAAGAUGACCGCCUUGCACUGGGCAACAGAACACAACCAUCGUGAUGUUGUAGAGUUGCUUAUAAAGUAUGGAGCUGAUGUUCAUGCUUUCAGCAAGUUUGAUAAAUCAGCCUUUGAUAUAGCCCUGGACAAGAACAAUGCAGAGACUCUGGUAAUGCUGCAGGAGGCAAUGCAGAAUCAGGUGAACAUGAAUCCAGAGAGAUCAAAUCCUGUCACAAAUACAGUGACUGUUGCCUCACCGUUUAUCCUUGCAUCAGGGGAAGUUCUCAAUCUUGCUAGUUUUGUUUCUUCAGCAAACACCAAAACAACCUCAGGUGAUUCCCGUGUAUCUACAGUGCAGUUUUCAAACUCAACAACCUCUGUGCUUGCCACACUUGCAGCCCUCGCUGAAGCAUCAGCUCCUCUUUCCAAUUCAAACAGAGCUACAGCUAACGCAGAGGAAAUAGUGGAAGCAAAUGCUGUAGAUUCUGCAAUACAACAGGUGGUUGGCAGUGGAGGUCAACGAGUCAUUACGAUAGUAACAGACGGCGUUCCACUGGGCAGUCUCCAAACAGCCAUUCCUACUAGUGGUAUCAGCCAGCCGUUUAUAGUGACCAUGCAAGAUGGACAGCAAGUUUUAACUGUACCUGCUGGUCAGGUUGCAGAAGAGACUGUUAUUGAAGAAGAUGAUGAUGAUGAUGAUGUAGAAGAGGAACAUCCACCAGCAAAGAAGCAAAAAGUUGACCAAAAUGUAAAUGAUUUGGAGGAAAACCAGGACGAUAGUGAAAGGGAAAUGUUACAGCAGCAGUUGCACGAGGCAAACAGAAAGGCGCAAGAAUAUCGAAGCCAGCUGAUGAAGAAAGAACAAGAAGCAGAGCAAUACCGGCUAAAGCUUGAAGCCAUGGCAAGACAGCAGCCCAACGGUGCUGAGCUUACAGUGGUUGAAGAGGUUGCUGAGGUGGAUGCGGUUGUGGUAUCAUCAGAGGAAAUGGAAGAGUCUGCAGCCACUGUGGUGGAAACAGAGCAGCCUACUGACAUUGCUGUGGAAACUGUAACGGCGUAACCUGCUGGUUACCAACUCCGUUUUUAAAGGAAAAACAUUAUUUUAAAGGAGAUGCUGUUGACAAGCAACAUUGUGAGCUAACUGGUCUAUUGAAGACCCUCCAUACAACUGGAAUAUUGAAGAACUGAACUGCUUGUGUGGUUCCAUUCAGAGGGAUAAAAUCUCUCCUGCAGCUCAUAACAUUAAUCUGCUUUGAACACAAAGCCAAAGGUGCUUUUAUAGUUUGAUGUUGAGAGAAAGGUAUUUUAAAAAGUACCCUAAUAAAUUUAGCCAGCAAGUGACCACCAAGCUUAUUUUGUAACGUAGGUCUAUAAUAUGGGAGGGAAAAAGGUGGGUGGGUGGCAAAAGAAGUACCUCAUUGCCAAAGUGGCUGGUAAUAGCGCUCAGCUGCCCUGAAUUUACUGCACUGAAAACAAAUUUUAUGCAAUGACAUAUUUGCACCCUUGUGUGUAGUUAUCAGAUUGGAAACCAUGAUUUGGAGUCUCACAAACAGUCUGUUUGGGGAGUAUAAACUUUUCAUUAAAAAGCUGGCUUUUAUUGGAAAGCAAACGUUGUUUCUGAAAUAAAACACUAUUGACAGUAUCUUCCAAAGCGCUUGGAGAGAAGGUGAAAAAUGGAUUGGUCUUUGUAGAUAACAUUUGUUUCAAAAAUGAAUCCAAAAUACAGCACUCUUAGAAAAACAAAGCACAGGCGAAGUUUGCAUGAGCUCUUUAGCGUUUAAGUAAUUUGAGAUAUCAGGGAAUAUUAAAACUGCCUUUUUUGGUCUGUUUUUGAAAGCGCUGUCUACAUCUGAACCCUUGACUACCUAAAGGGAUACCAGGUAAAAAUUAGACCCUUCAGUUUUAUGAAACUCGGUCAAGUUUUCUUUUUAGCAUUUUUGUGCUAUUCAGUGGCACCAACUGUUUAUAUUUGCAAAAUAAAAUGUCUGUGAAGUUGUGUUAUAAGACAGUCUGAGAGGUUGGUAUGUUUCUGUUUGGAAGUGGGUAGGCAUCUCACAGCUUUACUAAUCAAAACUGUCCAUUUUAAAUAUACUAAAAAAAAUUUUUUAAACAAGUGACUGAUCUUACUAUUAAAUGUCUAUUUGUUUGCAGACCCAGAGAGUAAAUAAGUUACCUAUAUGUGUUGCCUGUUGCAGGCUGAGAGAUUGUAUUUUAAAGUGAGAGACAUGUAUUACAUGCAGAACUGUCUGUCUUUUCUGUUACAAGAUUGAAGCAAAAUUAUUGGAAGUGCUAUGAUUAACUGUGGGAGCUGUUGUUUACAGUAUGGUAGACUUAAUUAAUGAUCACAAGUAAAGCAAUUUAAAUUGAGGAAAAACUUCACAAGAAUGUAGCCUGACCAGUUUGCUGCAGAGUUUAAAAAGUAUUAAAUCUCUUCUAGCUUGAAAAACUGAUACUGCUUUCUUGACAAGUUUUGAAAAAUCUGUCUUCCCUCUAAGGCAAGUAUCGUUAAAUUCAUGACUUCAGUUUGCAUAAUGCAGCCUCUCCUGCUUAAGUUCUGUUUGUGAGGAUUGACAGUAUUCAUGGUGGUAGUUCAAUUUCAUGGUUGCAAAGGUUUGUCUUGUAUUGUUCUUAUUUCCAGCAGCGUGUGUCCAGAUAAUGUGGUUUUGUGUUGAUACAAAUACCUCUUUUAUUAUAAUUCUUUUCUAGCAGACAUGCCCAUGUUAGGACAUGUGAGAUGAAUCAUGCAGAGACUUUUUUUAGUCCACAAAGAUACUAACUUCUGGAAUCCUGGCCAUGGUCAUAGGUGAAAAUGAAUUGGCCUCUAUGUAGGGGAGACUGGUUCACAUCAGAAAAGCCUAGCUCAAGUUCAUAGGAUAGUCAUGGCUCAAGAGUGGCUUUGAAUUGAUAGCAAUGACAUUGCAGGUCAUGUCCUGGGAGGAGCCAGGGAGGCCUAUUUGAAUCAGGUUUUGCUCUGUAUGGUGCUGUUAGCCUCUCGCAUUAAUGAGCAUGAGAUUGGCAUACAUUUUUUUUUAAAUGUAACUUCAGCCUGUCUUUGCAGCUUGAAUUCUAUAUCUAUUCUAAAGCCUUUGCAUUGAAGCAUUUGAUCCGUUUCCUGUUCAAAGUGAAUUGCCUCUGUUCACUCAAGAAAUGGGAAAGAUUGAAGCACCUCACAAAUUCUUUUUGACCAUGCAUUUUGGCCUAACAGUUCUCCAUUUAUAGAUAUUGUACCAAAUUCAACCAUUACAUCCAUGCCCCCUCAUUGUCUCCGCUUGGAUUGAAUGGUUGAAAUAGAGCAGAAUUUGAUAUACAUCCACACUGCAGAGUACAUCUGUAAGUUGUAUUUAUUCUGUACAUAUGCUUACAGUGCAAAGCUUCUUGUAGAUAGUACACUGUGUCCUUAGAAAUGAAGGAAGAACUAUCCAUUGUAAUGAUGGAUUAAUAUAAGUCAAAUAGUUUUAAUUUAGUAGUCUUAUUAGAAAAAGAGUCACUUCUGAACAGGGAGGUUUCUUGAUUAGGAGAAAAGCGUUGUUUAGUUUUAAUUUGAAAGAGAGAAUUGUAGAAGCUAGGUCUCUUCCAACUCUGUUUGGUUAGCAGUCCAUAUCCCUAUCAAUACAAGACUACUAUAUUUUCUGAGGUUUUUCUAGUGUUAAGUGGCACAAAACUGGGGUAUCUGCCAGUUAGGCUUUGGAAUAAUUUCCUUCUUGAUUUCAUAGUCUGGAGUUUUCUCCUUGUCUGGAUGGUUUAUUUUGUUUAGCACCCCAUCUUCCCCCAAAGUCAGUGUUGGUUGCUGGAGUCAUGAAUCAGUAAGUAGGGGAUCUUACAUCGUCACUCUGAUCGAAUCUUUGUGCAGUUUCAGUGGAAGCCAUGAGAGGGACUUUGACUCCUUGUUAGUAGAAGAUAGAGUUUGACUCUCCUAUGUAAAUUUUCCUCUAUUUAGUUCUUGUGGAUAGAAGGUAACAGUGAAGAGGCCCAGACUUUUAGAAUCAAGCAUUGGGCUUUGGACAGCAGCUUCAGAAUGCGAAACAAAAAGGGCCCGAUUUCUUUGAUAAAACCAAUCACUGCUAAAAUAUCAUUCUAUGAAUCUUGGUAGUGUCUAGAUUCCUCAGUUGGGAUUGAGGACAUGUUGUAAUAGGCGCUGUACAAAUGUACAGAAUGCAAUGCCUACCCAACUAGUGAUCUAAGAAAGGACAAGCCAAGCAAAGGCUGGUCAGUGAUAUAAACCCAGUUAAAAUAGCUGUUGAAAUUAAUUUAAAUGUUGCAAUAAGUUGCAUUUCACCAAACUUCGAAGAGUCGUCUUGGUAACAAUUAAGAAUCAAAAUGCAAGAUUCAGGAAAACAUGCUGUCAGUCCUCUUGCAGCUGGAUUGGGGAUAGGAAAGAAGCUGGUUUAUAAAAUGGAGAGGGGAAGGGGGUGGAUGUGGGCCAAAGUCAUGAACGGUUUGUUGGAAAGAGUUUAACAUGUAAUCUUAUGGACACUUGCUAUUUGCAGAACAUACAGGUAAGAGUGUAAUCUGCCAUACUGCAGAGAGACAUCAUAGUAGCAGUGUCAGUAAUGGAACUCAUCACACUGUGAAUUCAGGGCCAUCUUGACUCUCAAUUAUAUAUCGAUUCAAAAGCAAUAAGGAGGGUGGUUGCACCAUUUGUGCAUAUACCCAAAGUAGGAAGUGUGUCCCAUAUUCCACUUUCUUUUAACAUAGUGGGCCAGAGUCACCCCUGCUAUAACCCCCCUAAAAUCAGUGGAGUUACCAAGAUGAAUUUGGCUGUGUUUUCAUCACUUAUUGUAGUGCAAUUAAAACUUAAUAGUCCAUAAAUUUCAGAAAUGUUUCCUUUGGUCUUUGAAAUAUUGUGCAAUUUAAAGAUAUGCCCUUGCAGUCCAGUCCAAGCAGAAAUUAUGUGAUGUGGUUUUUCUUGUUUAAAACAGCUGGCUACAUUUUAACAGUAUUUUAUUGGUGGUUUUCACUAACUGCUUUAGGAAAGACUUAUGAAACUACUUUCUUUGUAUUGUAAAAUCUACCAUGGGUCUUACUGGUUUUAUGUAUCAAAGUGCAUUUAUUUAUAAGCAGCGUAACUAUUUAUAAAAAGACUUUUUAUAUCUUUUUCAAAAGAUGUUUUGAGGAAGGCUUUAAUAAUGGAUUUUUAAAAUUUAAUGAUAGUUUGGAAAAACAGGACUCCUACUUAUUUUACGUUUUCACUAUAUACUUCAAUAUUAUAAAAAAAGAACCAGUGUUUCCUCUGAAUUGAAAAAUACAUUCAUUUCCUUCGUUUUGUUUUCUGUACGUUACAAUUGUCUGAGCUGAUAUUCUUUAUUGUACACUGUGAAAUUGCAUCACAAGGAUAAUCCAGAGAGAGAUUGAUUUAACAUGUUUACAGAUUUAAAGGGACACUGUCAAGUUUAAAAUUACAUUUGCCUGAAAAUUGUGCCUACUGUAGUUACUUGCAAGACCUAAGAUUACAAUAACUGAAAAGCUGGCAAAAAAAAGUCUGCAUUUGACAGCACUUUGUGUAUAGUCAUUUUAACUGUUUUCCCCUAUGUUGUCUCAGUUUUGCUUAAAAGACCCUUCUACUGGGAAACAGAUCUCUCCCUUCCCUCUCCCCACCCCCCAAAAAAAAAAAUCUGAAUAUGCUGUUUAAGAGGACGGGGAUUUAAAAAUGAGUCAAUUUUUUAAAGAAAAAAAGCACAGUAUUAAUUUUGUAUGGUGUGAAAAAUUCACCAUUUUGUUUUAUUUCAGAAGUUUUCAUGCACCAUGUCUGAAAGGUGUCCAGCAUUCGAAAAGACGAUUUCCAACUUUUGUAUUCCCUUAUCCAUGGCAGUUAUAUGAUGAACGCUGGCUUUUGAACAGAGAGGCAGUACUGUAUUCUGGUUAACAUAAGGCUAGAUGAGGCUACAUAGCUAUUUUAUGCCCUGUUCUUAAAUAAGGGGCAAGGAAAAAAUGUAAAAAUUUGUUGUAAACCCAGAUCCUGUCAGCCCUUAUUCAUAUGAGCAAUGUUAUGCAUGUGAAUAGUCCCACUGAAAUUAUGCCUGGGUGUUUGCAGGAUAAAGGCCUGCAUUAGCUCAUCUCGUCCAAACCCUACAGAUUUUUAAUUGAGCAAUGACAAGGAUUACAAAAAGUUUAAAGGGCUUAUUUUAGGCUUUCAUCUUAACCUGUGUGCAGAAAGGGAGCUGUCUGUACAUAGCACUUAUUUAAAAAAAGAACAUAAUCCUCCCACACACCCUGCCUGAAUUUCCAACUCAAGAGACCAAUUUACAAGUUGUUUUAUUUUGGGUUUUGCAUUUCUGAGUGGGAGAGGCAGGAGAAAUUUGACUGGUUUCAAAUGAACAUUAUUCAAGUGUUAUUUUUAACUUGGGUUCUCCUUUUUUUUAAUAUUAAGAUUUUCUUUUUUUAGGUGACUAAAUGCUGCGGAAAAGAAUCCCAGAAUGGAAACACAACAUUUAGCAAUUUAAUGGGUCUGCGCACACAGUCUUUACUCAGGUAAAACUCUUUGAAAUCCAUGAGGUUUGCCUGAGUCCUGACUGUAGGGAUUAGGUUUCCACCUGCAAUCUAGUUUAACUCACAUCCAUUUAGCAUGUUUCUCAUAUGAGGUGAACAUGAUCUGGUUGUAAUUGGGAGAGAAGUUGAAUUGUGCCCGUGUCUGUUUCUGCAUCAGUGGUUCCAUUAUUCUAAACUGACUUAAACUGCAAAACUUCUCCAGAGGAGAGGAAAAGGUCAUUAAUCAGGUCAUGUAAACUUUAACCAAACUGUUAGAUUCCUUUAGCUUUUAAAUAAUGAAUGCCCACCCAAAAAGCUCUUGUGUGCUCUGAUGGGAAAUUCCCAUAGGGGAGUAACUUAAAGCCAUUCUGGUAUAAUUCCCCUGUGUGGAUACAUUUUUGUUGUCAAAUAGUGUCCUCGUAGGGAGUUACACCAGACCAGUUAUUCCACUGCAGCUGUGCUGGGUAACUUCCCCAUGUUGACAAGGUCUUAGGUUACAUCUUCACUGCAGUAAAAGACCCACUGCAUGGCUGUGGCUGGCCCAGAUCAGCUGGCUUGGGCUUGGGCUGCAGGGCUCCCCCUGAACCCAAAUGUCUACACUGCAAUUUUUAGCCCUGCAGCAAAUCCUGUGAGCCUGAGUCAGUUGACCCAGGCUCUGAGACUUGGUGCUGUGGGUUUUUAUUGCAGUGUAGACCUACCUUCAGUCACUUAACAAAGAUCUCUUGGAGUUUUCCUUUACUCUGCCACCUGCAUGAUCUGACCAGUGUUUCCUGGCUUAUCUUGAGGCUUGCAGUUCUCUGGAGAGAAAUGCUCAGGUUCUGCAACCUUACCCAUAUCAGAUCAGAAUCCCUAACAUCCUAGGGGUUGUGAGUAUAUUUGUUAUCAUUAUGGCAAAAUCCUAUUUGCCACUUCAUUACAAAAACUCCAUUACAAAUCCAAUUAGCACUGUGAUUAAGCAUUUAAGUGCCCAGAAUUGUAAAAGAUUCUUAAUAGCUUUAUGUACAGGAUGCCUUUAGAAAGCUUAAGUAUUCUUUUUAUAUUUAGAAUGUUUUCAAAUGUUAAAUUUAAAUGUUUAUAUAAAUUUUUGUACUAUGUUUCUUAAUAAAAUGCCAGUCGUGUA